GAAUGCGCACGAGGGGGAAUCGCGGACGCUCAUCUGGGCUAAUUGGUGUCGUUCGUGUCCGGCUCGACUGACUGAUCGAAACGUCAAGGAAAAAAUAACUGAUUUCUUAUCUCCACCAUCAAGCGAGGAGGCUCUUGGUUAUUUUGGAUAUAGGGCGGUUGAAAACAGGAGUGACGGACACUCGGCUAUUCAAAGUUUAUUGAGGACGGUUUUUGCUUCUGAGGUGCUUGUCGUAUCACUUGCAAAAGAAAGACGAUGGAGAAAGAGAUCUUGUGGGAUUUGUGAGUUUGCACUGUUUGGGACUCAGAGAAAUUGAAUUGGCGCUUCUUUUCUCGGUGCUGAAAAUGCGCUUUGGAUGAUCAUUCGUCGUUUUUCCCUUCAAAGUUUGCCUCAGAGAUACUCGCUUCUGUAACGUCUCGCGCUUGAGUGAUGUGGCACGCGACAUGAUGAAAGACUGACAGACGCCUUUCCAGCCACUGUGUUUAGUCAGCCCGUUUAGUUCGGUUGGAGGUGGGGGGAUUUCGUUUUUUUCCCGAACUCAUCACGUUAAGAUUAACACGGGCUUCUUUAAGAGGAUGCCGAAUGGUCAUUCAUGAACUUGUUGAACACGCAGCCCUCCGCGGGACCCAUCACAUCGAAUCUCAAUAACAGUGCGGAUGCCAGGCUGCAGCAGAGGAUGACUGACAGAAAGCAAAGUUGAGACAGCUGUCCGUCAACAUCCAGACAGAAAGGUGAUUCGUCAGUGUGUCAGAAGCCCUGCGUCUGUCUUCAGUUUAACCGAUCUCUUCGUCUUCUCUUAUCUUUGCCGGCACCCUUGCCUCUGCCCAACGGAGACAAUAAAGACCAGAGGUGGAGAAAGAAGCAUUUCGGUUUGCUCUCAGCCCUGUCAACCUCACCAACAGGAAGCUGGCAUGCUACCACACCCCCUCUGGCCCACACUCAAUAAAAAUUGGAAUAUUUAAUAAAGCAGGCCUGCAUCUUCCUCUACGCCUCUCUCUUCUGCUAUACCUGACGUCUUUGAGAGGAACGGAGCGGACGGAUACUUUACACCACAGUGAAUAAUCUAUUAGAAGAGCAAUUCACCUAAAAAAAGCAGCCAUGCAUUUGCCGCUCCUGUUGACACUGCAAGCAUCAUGGCUGACAGUGUGUCAGGCCACGCAACACUAUCCCACAACCUGGGGACACUACGACUUGUGCAAGUCCCAUGGGUACACGGACGAGGGCCCGACCUGGUAUUACAUGGCCUGUCAACCAGAAGCAGCAGACAUGACCAAGUACCUGAAAGUAACCCUCGAUCCCCCAAACAUCACCUGCGGAGACCCACCAGAGACCUACUGCGCCCUGGAAAACCCCUACAUGUGCAACAACGAAUGUGACGCGGCCACAGACGAGCUGGCUCAUCCCCCAGAGCUCAUGUUUGACUUCGAGGGUCGCAACCCCACCACGUUCUGGCAGUCCACCUCCUGGAGAAAAUACCCCAAAGCUCUGGCGGUCAACAUAACACUUUCCUGGAACAAGACCAUCGAGCUGACCGAUGACAUUGUCUUCACGUUCGAGUCGGGUCGGCCGGAGCAGAUGGUUCUGGAGAAGUCUCUGGACUAUGGACGUACUUGGCAGCCCUACCAGUUCUAUGCUACCGACUGCCUUGACGCUUUCACUAUGGAGCCUAAGACAGUCAAAGACAUUACCCAACACACACUGCUAGAUAUUAUCUGCACCGAGGAAUAUUCCAGAGGCUACGUGUGGAAGAAUGACAAGACGGUACGCUUCGAAGUCAAAGACCGCUUCGCGCUGUUCGCCGGGCCUAAGCUGCACAAUAUGGCAUCGCUGUAUGGACAACUGGACACCACCAAGAACCUGAGAGACUUUUUCACCAUCACCGACCUGCGCAUACGUCUCCUCAGACCUGCCACUGGCGCCACCAUGGUGGAUGAGAACAACCUUUCAAGAUACUUCUACGCCAUCUCUGACAUUAAAGUACAUGGAAGGUGCAAGUGCAACCUUCACGCCAACAGCUGCAUCUUUGACAAAGAGAAACUGACUUGCGAGUGCGAGCACAACACCACGGGGCCCGACUGCGGCCGCUGUAAGAGGAAUUAUCAGGCCAGAGCUUGGAGCGCUGGAUCCUAUCUUCCUAUCCCCAAGGGCACAGCAAAUAUCUGUCUGCCAAAUAGCGUCGGGCCAGUUAACUGUGAAUGCUUCAGUCACUCCAAUCGCUGCAGUUUCAUCGAGGUGCUGAAAACCGUCAUUUGCGUGGGCUGUAAGCACAACACUAGGGGGCAGCACUGCCAGCUGUGCAAGCUUGGAUACUACCGCAAUGCCUCGGCCAAGCUGGACGAUGUGAAUGUUUGCAUAGACUGUAAUUGUGAUCCCUUUGGCUCAGAAAAUGUUCGCUGUAAUGGCACAGGAUAUUGUAAAUGUAAGAAAGGAGCAAGAGGGGCUAAGUGCGAUGAGUGUCUACCGGGAUAUUUGUGGGACAAUGGCUGCAAAUCCCGGGUGUGCGACGACGAGCUCCUGCAUUGCCAAAAUGGCGGCACGUGCGAGAAAAACGUCCGUUGUAGGUGUCCUCCGGGUUACACCGGUCUGCUGUGCGAGCGAGCCGAGAAACCCCACUGUGAGAGCGAGCCGGGCGGCUGCAGAGAGUCGUUCUCGGGCCAGGCUUCCCUCCGGCCCCCUGCGUUGAUACUGCUUUUGCUGCUGUCCGUGAUGGGUCCCAAACUCCUGGUGGAGGUCUGCUGGACCACGGUCUUUUGAGAGGCAGGUCUUCCAACCUCCAGCUUCUUCUGUUUAAGCAGAGCACCAGACCCACCGACACUCGGCAAGCCAAGUGGAAUGUGCCCAAAUAAGCGAAAUUUAAGAGGAUGACAGACAAAAUACAAUAAAUAUCAAUAAAAUAGUAUUUAUAAAGAAUUGAUUACAUAUAAACGUUUUAAAAGUACAAAAAACAAGGUGUUAUUUAUAGAAUUUAUCCGAGCAUAUGCUUCAUAAAGCAAAUAACAUGAAGUAGAGAAGCAAACUAAGCCAUAAUAGAUAAUCACUCCCCCAACAGAAAGAGAGCUACAGGGAUCCGAGCGGACAGACUCAUCCCUUUAUCACCACGGCAACGGGAGCCAGCCAGCGGCAUGUACCGGUCAGCUGUCGCCCCUACCUGAACCGUUCUGGGUAUCACGUUGGCUAGACUGCUUAUGGCUACUUUGGAAAACUCUUUGGGUUGUGUGAACUGGCUGUUAUGAAAAAAUGUGGUUUAAAAUAAAGAGAGCAGUAAUAAUAUGGAGACGGACUCAUGAAAAGAAACAUAAAGCAUUCUUUGCUGUCAGUGCAUUGUGGAUAUAAGAAAAUCUAUUCAGACUGUCACAUUUGGACCGCUUUCAAACUGUGCUUGUCCCGCCGACACCCCACCCCAUCCUCCUGAAAAACUUUAGAGUGUCCUUUGUGUCGAAAGCCCCCUGACUCUUCCUCAACCCCGUGCUUCUGUGAAUGUGUACUGUAACCCCUACUGACUGAAUGAUGUUUUUCUUUUUAAGAUUUCUGUUUUUCUUUCUUUUCGGUCCGUGUGAUGUCAGUCACACUCGUGGCACAAUCCCACACCCCCAUCCCCUCACCCUCCGAAAAUGAAACCCAUAACCCUGAAACGUGACAGACUGUUUGCCAAGGCUACGGUCAAAGAUGUAUGUUUUCACCCAAACAGAUGAAGUGCAUAGACAGUCAUCAGUGUAUUUAAUUUUUGUAUUAAAACAGAAGUUAUUUUCUUGACAGAGUAAUAAUAAUGUAGAACAUAUACUUUUUUGUAUUAUUGCUGAAAUGUGUUUAAGGGAAACAUUUAAGUGUGUUCAAUCGAGGUGCAAAAGGGAAUGAAAUAUUAGGUUAUGUUCGUCGGAGGAUUUAUUUAACUGCAUUUCUUUUCCUUCGGUUGGAUUGUGACGUUUUCCUAAAUUAUAUUGGCAACGUGCUGGCAUCAAAGAAUAUCAGUUUACGUACGGUAUAUAUACUGUAAUGUGUACAGCAUAUAUACAGUAUAUAAGUGUAAAAAAAGAAAAUCACACCAAAGGACAUUCUAAAUGUUUCUUGUUGCUUUAACACUGAAAAAUUUAAGUGAA
Triplophysa dalaica is the source of this 4097-nucleotide messenger RNA. RefSeq names its product netrin g1a (gene ntng1a). The record is from RefSeq and is a predicted model, not a curated record. Bases 1099 to 2754 code for a protein of 551 amino acids. The transcript has 8 exons. Gene Ontology annotation, molecular function: cell-cell adhesion mediator activity. NCBI's taxonomy places the organism in Eukaryota, Metazoa, Chordata, Actinopteri, Cypriniformes, Nemacheilidae.